CCCGGGGUCAGUGAACGCCUCCUGUGUCUGGGGCAGCCUGGCAGUGAGGAUGAGGAGCUGCGGUGAAAUGUGUCGAAGACUCGGCUGUGUCUGCUCCAUGAGGCGGUGACUGUCUCCAGCCUGAUCCCGCCCUGCUCCCCCGGCUCUCACACACCGUGACCGAACCCGAGCCCGUCCCGCAGAUCGCCGCACAUUCCCCGCACAGCCCGGACCCCGCAGACGUUACGUGUGGACAAUGGAAUCUCACCUUAUGCCGGACAGUAUCCGCCCUCAGCGGCUGCAGCCGGGUAUCGGAUUCGGUUCGGGACCCACCGGGACCCUCCGCUCCUCGUCGCUCCGGCCCGGGGUCACGGUCCCCAUCGCGCCGCUGCUGCCGUCCCCGGCCUCCCUGGCCGCGUCCUGCGGGCCUCCCCCGCCACCGCCUCCGCUGCAGUUCCACAGCCUGUACGGCGGCAUCGGGGCCGGGCUGGGGCCGGGGGUUGCCGGCCACUGCAACCCGGGGAACCCGGCGGUGCUGAAGGAGGCGGUGGAGGCUGUGGUCCGCAGCUUCGCCAAACACACACAGGGCUACGGCAGAGUCAACGUGGUGGAGGCUUUACAGGAGUUCUGGCAGAUGAAGCUGACCAGAGGGGCCGACCUGCGCAACGGAGCUUUAGUUGUUUAUGAAAUGGUCCCGUCCAACAACCCGCCAUAUGUCUGCUAUGUUAGCCUUCCAGGAGGCAGCUGCUUCGGAAGUUUCCAGUUCUGUCCCACGAAGGCCGAGGCCAGACGCAGCGCGGCCAAGAUCGCCCUCAUGAACUCUGUUUUCAAUGAACAUCCGUCCCGUCGCAUCACAGACGACUUCAUCGAGAAGAGCGUGAGCGAGGCUCUGGCCUCCUUCAAUGGAAACAGAGAGGAGGCCGACAAUCCCAACACGGGGAUUGGAGCGUUUCGCUUCAUGCUCGAGUCCAACAAAGGAAAAUCCAUGCUGGAGUUUCAGGAGCUGAUGACUGUGUUUCAGCUACUGCACUGGAACGGAAGCCUCAAAGCCAUGAGAGAGCGACAGUGUUCCCGACAGGAGGUGCUGGCCCACUAUUCCCACCGGGCUCUGGACGACGACAUGCGCACCCAGAUGGCGGCCGACUGGGUGAACCGAGAGCAGAGCGUGGCGAGCACCAUCGCACAGGAGCUGGCCUCCACAGAUCGGGAGCUGGAGGACGCCCGACUGGCGGGCAGAGAACUGCGUUUUUACAAAGAGAAGAAAGACAUCCUGAUGUUAGCCGUGGGUCAGCUCAAUGCGGCCAACACCGCCACCCUGCCGUCACGCUAAGCCCGGCUCGUGGAAUCAUGCCUUCACACCCCGCAGGAUUCCUGUUAACAGUAUUGAACAUUUCACAGAGAUAAAGAUGAGUCGUCUGAUAUCUUAAAACCCUUUGUAUCAUAUGUUUCUUCACGAGGACCAGGUAAUCAGCACUUGAUUUUACAGUAUGCACAUCCCACCACCAAACAAACACCUGCCACUACAGCUGUUUCCUCUUUGUGCCUAGUGAUUACAGGAAAACUACUUUUCUAUAUACUACCUGUAUACUUGGCGAACUAGCUUACGGGGUAACACAUGUUUUUUUUCUUUAUUCCAGACUGUAACAAACAAAACCUGCCUUUCAUCUGUGAAUGUACAGGUCAUGAGGUAAAAUGACCAACAAACCAAACACGGCUGAGGUGACGAUCAUUUGUAAAUCCGAUCAAAGAGUUUCUUUAAUGUUGUGGGUGCGUUCACUCGCACAUCUCGGGGUCAAAGUGGUAAAAAAGCAGCAAAGAGAAUACAAACCAGAAUCUUAAAACCCAGACAGCCAGUUACGUGUGACCACUAAGGAGAUAAUUCUAAAACAGCAAUCUAAUGGAAGCACAUCACAGUGAGAUAUUCUUUAAGUUUAAGAGCGCAACAGUUACAUUAUUGAAAAAAUACUUCAGCAGGAGACUGAACGCUCCGACAGCAGCUCAGGUUUUUAAAACAUCCAUCCUUUGUGUGAACUAUUCCUGCGUUCAUUGACACUAGCUGAAUGUUUAUUCUCAGUGUGCUCUCAGCUUCUGCAGCUAUCCAGGUGAAGCUCCAUGACAGAGUUUGUGUUUGUCAUCAGAAGAGCUGGUGAGAGUCUCAUCGACGUCAACAAACAGUCUCACACAAAAACGAGUCAAAGGAUCCUUUUUAACAAGACGAUGUACAAUGUGUGAGUCACGUGUGAGUCAUUGUCGUCAAUACUAAACAGCACCAGUGUUUGUGGUUUAUGGUUUUCAGGAUAUUGGAAGCAGAGUUCAGUUCUUAGCUGUGCUGGUGAACGUCCACGAGCUCAAAUGUAACUCGCACUUAAUCACCUUUUUACAUAGAAGGACCUGAUCUAUUUUAUAGUGUAAAUGUGAUAUCCUUUUAAUUCCCUGUGUGACAUAUCUAAAAAUGUAUUUUUUAUUACAUUAUAAGAAUGAAGGCAUUUCAAAGAGUCCCUUUUUAAAAACCCUGUGAAAGGGGAUUGAGAGUUUAAUUAAUAAUGUGCGGCUCUGGUUCGAAAGAAAAAUGUUUGCAGUGAGUUCUGCGAGUUAAACAGCGGGAGGGCUCGUGCUUCUGCUCAAUGUUGGAUCGUCAACAGCAGAAACUGAUUUCAUGAAAUUCAGGCAGCCUGCAAAUUAAAAACAAAGGGGGCAGGAAUGUUUGUACGAUUAAAGCUAGAUCCGUUUGAAUAUUCUAUUGCCGUAUUUCUCUCUGGGACCAUUGUGCCUUUAAGUAAAUUGGUAGCCUGUUGUGGUUAGACUCAUUAAACUCCAUUUAAAUGGGUCUUUAAAAGUUAAAGCUACUCUACUUUACGUCUUUUGUCUUACGUGUAAAGGUGAUGUUACGUUACAUGUUGUAGUGUGCAGAUUACACACUAUAUUACUGUUACAAUACCUUAAUAUGUUCUUAUGAAGGAUUUUUUUUUUAUCUCACUACGUUUGUUAUACAUUUAUAACCAUUAUAUGUCAUUGGUUUGGUACUGGGCUUGCAAAAUAUGGAGUCAGCUCCACCAAGAGAAACAGGUUUUGUCCUCUCAAUACUGAAAUGUUUAAAGAGACAGUUGAACUCUAUACAGCAGCUUGAAUUCAGCCUUGUUCAUCUCACAUUCGCUCAAAGACUCCCAGCUAAAGAUUCUUUUGUCAGUGAUUGUAUCGUCCCGUGAAGUCCGACUUCAUGCUUUAGUGCUGGUGCACUCGUAUUGAACGUUUCCAAAUGAGCUGGUUACAGGAAUGAGGCUGGAGAUCUUGAAUUAUUUGUUUUUGCAUUUUUCCUCUUAAUUAAGUUGCUUAUUGUUAUUGUCUGUUUGAUUUCUGACAACAAGCCAUUCAUCUCAGAGCUCCAUUCUUCUGACAAAUGCCUUUGACCUUUCUUUGUGAUCAUUAUCAAUGAAGACUUUUCAAAAACAGUAUAUUUUUUGCUAUCCACUUUAUAAAAAAGAAACAAACUUGGGCUUUUCAUCUUUUGGCUUUAAUGCAUGAUGUUGUUGAUUUCUGUUUUUCUAUGUUUCAUAUUCGAUACAGUAUUGUUUUUGAAGUGUUCCUGAAGACCAUUCUUGUAUGUAUUUUCUAUGAACAUUUUGUAUCUCAUGUUUAUAAUUUUAGUAGAUUUAUAUGAUGUAAUAAAUUGGCUGAUACAAAUCUUUA
Messenger RNA from Platichthys flesus (European flounder), 3666 nucleotides. RefSeq names its product limb and CNS expressed 1 like (gene lix1l). Gene Ontology annotation, cellular component: cytoplasm. Gene Ontology annotation, biological process: autophagosome maturation. The transcript is spliced from 6 exons. The record is from RefSeq and is a predicted model, not a curated record. The coding region runs from base 236 to 1309 and encodes 357 amino acids. NCBI's taxonomy places the organism in Eukaryota, Metazoa, Chordata, Actinopteri, Pleuronectiformes, Pleuronectidae.